AUGCCAGGGAUUGUGGUGUUCCGCCGUCGCUGGUCUGUGGGCAGCGAUGACCUCGUUUUGCCAGCCAUCUUCCUCUUCCUCCUUCACACCACCUGGUUUGUGAUCCUUUCCGUGGUGCUCUUCGGGCUGGCGUACAAUCCCAACGAGACCUGUUCCCUUAACCUGGUGGACCACGGCAGAGGCUACCUGGGCAUCCUGCUCAGCUGCAUGAUCGCAGAGGUGGCAAUCAUCUGGCUCAGCAUGCGUGGCAGCAUCCUGUACACAGAGCCCCGGGACUCGAUGCAGUAUGUGCUCUAUGUCAGACUGGCCAUCCUGGUGAUCGAGUUUGUGUAUGCUAUUGUGGGCAUCGUUUGGUUAACACAGUACUACUCCUCCUGCAAUGACCUCACUGCCAAGAGUGUCACCUUGGGAAUGGUCGUCUGCAACUGGGUCGUCAUUCUGAGUGUCUGCAUCACUGUCCUGUGUGUCUUUGACCCGACGGGACGGACCUUUGUCAAACUGCGAGCCACAAAGAGGAGACAGCGUAACCUGAGGACGUACAACCUGCGGCAUCGCCUUGAGGAGGGACAGGCCAGCAGCUGGACUCGCCGGCUCAAAGUUUUUCUUUGCUGCACACGGACAAAGGACUCCCAGUCAGAUGCGUACUCUGAAAUUGCCUACCUUUUUGCUGAGUUUUUCCGAGACCUUGACAUAGUCCCGUCUGACAUCAUCGCGGGCCUGGUCCUCCUGCGUCAGCGGCAGAGGGCAAAGCGCAAUGCAGUGCUGGAUGAGGCAAACAAUGACAUCUUGGCCUUUCUGUCUGGGAUGCCAGUGACCAGGAACACCAAGUACCUGGAUCUGAAAAACUCGCAAGAGAUGCUGCGGUACAAAGAGGUCUGUUAUUAUAUGCUGUUUGCCCUGGCUGCCUAUGGCUGGCCCAUGUACCUGAUGAGGAAGCCCACCUGUGGACUCUGUCGCCUGGCCAGAUCCUGCUCAUGUUGCUGUCUCUGCCCCUCGCGGCCUCGCUAUGCCCCUAGUGUCACCAUUGAGGAGGAUAACUGCUGCGGCUGCAACGCCAUCGCUAUCCGUCGCCACUUCUUAGAUGAGAAUAUGACUUCAGUGGACAUUGUCUACACCUCCUGUCAUGAUGCGGUCUAUGAAACUCCUUUCUAUGUGGCUGUGGACCAUGAGAAGAAGAAGGUGGUCAUCAGCAUCCGAGGAACCCUGUCUCCAAAGGAUGCCCUGACUGACCUGACGGGGGAUGCAGAGCGCCUCCCAGUUGAAGGUCACCAUGGAACCUGGCUGGGACACAAGGGAAUGGUGUUGUCUGCUGAGUACAUCAAGAAGAAAUUGGAGCAGGAGAUGGUGCUUUCUCAAGCCUUCGGACGUGACUUGGGCAGAGGAACAAAACACUAUGGGCUGAUUGUGGUGGGCCAUUCCCUAGGGGCAGGCACAGCUGCCAUUCUGUCCUUCCUGCUGCGUCCACAGUACCCAUCGCUGAAGUGCUAUGCCUAUUCUCCCCCAGGGGGGCUGCUGAGUGAGGAUGCCAUGGAGUACUCAAAAGAGUUUGUGACUGCUGUCGUGCUUGGCAAAGAUCUAGUUCCCAGGAUUGGUCUCUCACAGCUAGAGGGAUUUCGCCGGCAGCUUCUUGAUGUUCUCCAGCGAAGUAACAAACCAAAGUGGCGAAUCAUCGUGGGAGCCACAAAGUGUAUACCCAAGUCAGAGCUCCCAGAAGAGACGGAAGGGAAUUCAGUGACCAGUAACCGUCUCUGGACUCACCCCAGUGACCUAACUAUUGCUCUGUCCGCCAGUACGCCACUCUAUCCACCUGGCCGCAUCAUCCAUGUGGUGCACAAUCACCCUGCCGAGCAGUGCUGUUGCUGUGAACAGGAGGAUCCCACUUACUUUGCAAUUUGGGGUGACAAUAAAGCAUUUAAUGAAGUCAUCAUCUCCCCAGCAAUGCUGCAUGAACACCUCCCUUAUGUGGUCAUGGAGGGGCUCAACAAGGUCCUGGAGAAUUACAACAAGGGGAAAACUGCCUUGCUUUCUGCAGCCAAAGUGAUGGUGAGUCCAACAGAAGUGGAUCUCAACCCGGAAUUGAUCUUCCAGAAUCAGCCCCUGCCCAGCGGACCCUCAUUACAGAUCGGGAUUGGAGCCAUAACAGUGGACAGAAGGAACAGCAGCGUCAAGAGCAAGUCCCAUUCUGAAAUCAGUUUGGAGGGGUUUUAUGAGACCAAGCUCCUUUCUCCUGUGCAGAAGGACCCUGUGGAGCUACUGCUUCUGGAUACCAAGGAGCGCUUGUCUGUGGAGCUGCAGGACCGUCGCGCUCCUCUCGCUACCAUGGAGAGUCUGUCUGACAAUGAGUCCAUCUACAGCUUUGAGUCGAGGCGCUCCUCUGGCUUCCGGAGCAUCCGCGGUUCACCCAGCCUCCACGUCGUCAUGGAGAAGGAUGAAACGCACUGCUUUUAUAUAGACCCCGUUAUCCCUGAGGAGAACCCCUCCCUCAGCUCACGGACAGAGCUGCUUGCUGCUGACAGCCUCUCCAAACACUCCCAGGAGACCCAGCCCCCGGAGGCCUUGCACAACAGUGGUGGCACUACUCCCCAGCGACGCGGCAGUGAGGAAGGAGCUGGUAGCGAAGGGGACCACGUUUCCUUCACCCCUCGGGAGGAACUGACCCUCCAGAAUGGACGGCUCACUGAUGUGCCCAGUCCACAAGUGCUGGAGUUUGCUGAAUUUAUAGACAGCCUCUUUAACCUGGACAGCAAAAGCAGCUCCUUCCAGGACCUCUAUUGCAUGAUGGUAUCUGACAGCUCCAGUGACUUUGCUGAGAUGCCUAAGUCAGUCAGUGAUCAGGAGAUCCUGCUGAGAGCACAGUAUGAGCCCAACCUAGUCCCCAAGCCCCCUAGGUUGUUUGCUGGCUCAGCAGAUCCCUCUUCUGGCAUCUCAGUCUCACCCUCCUUCCCUCUGAGUUCGUCUGGGGAGCUUAUGGACAUCACUCCCACAGGCAUGAGCAGCCAGGAAUGCCUGGUCACUGACAAAAUCCGGACUUCCACUCCAGCUGGUCAUGUGACCAGCCCUGCCAAGCAGGAGGACCUCAUGAUCUCAGCCCUCUAG
This is a messenger RNA of Emys orbicularis (European pond turtle), 3096 nucleotides long. It is a transcript of the gene DAGLA, whose product is annotated as diacylglycerol lipase alpha. Gene Ontology annotation, cellular component: dendrite membrane; cytoplasm; postsynaptic membrane. Gene Ontology annotation, biological process: arachidonate metabolic process; diacylglycerol catabolic process; retrograde trans-synaptic signaling by endocannabinoid. The transcript is spliced from 19 exons. Lineage: Eukaryota; Metazoa; Chordata; Testudines; Emydidae. Bases 1 to 3096 code for a protein of 1031 amino acids. The record is from RefSeq and is a predicted model, not a curated record. Gene Ontology annotation, molecular function: lipoprotein lipase activity.